Molecule: messenger RNA, 1175 nt
Organism: Folsomia candida
Lineage: Eukaryota; Metazoa; Arthropoda; Collembola; Entomobryomorpha; Isotomidae
Exons: 7
Coding region: 145-1068 (307 amino acids)
Source: RefSeq, a predicted model, not a curated record
GUCUUAAAAAAACAAUUAAAUGUCUUGACUAUCUGCUUACUUUUGCACAAAGCUCUAUUAAGCAAACAUUGUCAUUUUUACACAUAUUGAUAUUAGACGUUGUGCAUUUAAAUAAACUACUAGAUUUUUGCAUAGCUUUGCAAAAUGAGAGCAAUCAAAGUCUUAAUCUUCACCGUUUUAGUGGUGGGUGUGUCCGCACUGGAUAAAGUUACAGCACCCAGUAGAGACCUUUUCAUCGGAGAUUUUGAAUCGUUUACAUGUGAGACGUCUUCUGGUCCAAAUUUGAAAUGGGUGUACAAGUUUAAGGACUCGAUGGAUGAAGUUUUAGACUCAGACAUUCUUCGGGACAAACGGAUCAGUGAACAUGAGUCUUUCAUUCGAAAGAGUCUGAUUCGUGUUCCGCGUGCACUUGAAAGUAUUUCUUGUUAUGACGCAACAAAACAUAGUGAAGUAGGCAAUGCGCCUGUAUCUGUUAAUGACUUUAACGAUGUCGAUAUACUUGACGAUCCGACUUGCCAAGAUGUCCCCAAAAUUACACUAGUUCGAUGGAACCAAUUUUCAAACAAUCAUAUUUGGUUGAAUCAUUACGUAACUAAUGAAGAUGUUCGUCUUGAAGGAAUUCGUGGGAUAAAACUCACUUGCAUGUCUAACAUGAAAGUGAACUGGACCAUUUCGCAUAAAACAUUGAGAGAAUUCAGAUACUGGACUUCAUCAGGGAAGGAAUGUUACUUUGCUUCUUUGGUCUUGAGCCCCAUCAAUCCCACCUCGGCUCAAAAGUUCAUUUGUACUGGAAAUGAUAAAGAUCAUGUCAAGAAGGAAUCAAGUGUAAAUAUUAUUUUGCCUCCAACGAGAUAUGCUGACGAGACCGUCUUGGACUUCAACAAGACGCAGGAAUGCAUCGAGUAUUUGGGAACGACCGUUUUUGGGAGUCAAACGUUGGCGUGGAGCACGGCAGGGAGUUCAAUGUUAUCUAUCGGCAUGAUGGUGGGAAUUGUCUUCCUAAAGAAGCAACUGGAAAAGCAGAAGACAAAUAAUAACUCAGGUGGUGCACAGCCCGUACCCGCAUAAUAACUAAAGAAAGAUCCAUAUCACACAAAAUUUCCGUUAUAAAAAGUACAUACUUCAUAUUUGGAUAAAGUUUGAUCAAUAAAGCUACAUUUUCUUAAAACAUGCUA